Scomber japonicus (chub mackerel) is the source of this 4068-nucleotide messenger RNA. Its product is annotated as NACHT, LRR and PYD domains-containing protein 3-like. Bases 1 to 4068 code for a protein of 1355 amino acids. The record is from RefSeq and is a predicted model, not a curated record. Lineage: Eukaryota; Metazoa; Chordata; Actinopteri; Scombriformes; Scombridae. The transcript has 10 exons. Gene Ontology annotation, molecular function: protein binding.
AUGGACAGGACCACUCUGGAUCCUGAAAGAGCUGCCAGGGCAGAAACUUUGGAGACCAAGUUGUCAACAAAACCACGUAGAAAGGAGACCAACAGACAGGAGGACCUCAGCAGGGGGGCUGAUGUUUUGGGAUCUGGCUGGGUAGUUCAGCAGCAGAGCUCAGAGGUUCCCAGUGAUCAGUCUGCACAGCAGCAUCAAACACAGCUGGACUCCAUAUUUAUGCUGCUGGAGGAGAACAUCAUCACUUUUGUGAAGAACGAGCUGAAGAGAGUCCAGAGGGGUCUGAGUCCAGAUGACCCAGAAUGCUUAGACAGUCAGAGUGAGGAUGAGGAGGUGUUGGACGGUGAGGAGGAAGAGCAGAGGAGGAAAAGCAGAGAGGCAUUUCUGAAGAUCACAGUGCACUUCCUGAGGAGAAUGAAGCAGGAGGAGCUGGCUGAGUGUCUGCAGAGCAGAAGUCGUGCUGCAAAGUGUCGACGUAAACUCAAGUCUAACCUGGAGAAGAAGUUCCAGUGUCUCUUUGAGGGGAUUGCUAAAGCAGGAAACCCAACCCUUCUGAAUCAGAUCUACACACCGCUCUACAUCACAGAGGGAGGGACUGCAGAGGUCAAUGAUGAACAUGAGGUCAGACAGAUUGAAACAGCAUCCAGGAAACCAGUCAGACCAGAAACAACAAUCAGACAUGAAGACAUCUUUAAAGCCUCACCUGGAAGAGAUGAACCAAUCAGAACAGUGAUGACAAAGGGAGUGGCUGGCAUUGGGAAAACAGUCUUAACACAGAAGUUCACUCUGGACUGGGCUGAAGACAAAGCCAACCAGGACAUACACUUCACAUUUCCAUUCACUUUCAGAGAGCUGAAUGUGGUGAAAGAGAAAAAGUACAGCUUGGUGGAACUUGUUCAUCACUUCUUUACUGAAACCAAAGAAGCAGGAAUCUGCAGGUUUGAAGAGUUCCAGGUUGUGUUCAUCUUUGACGGUCUGGAUGAGUGUCGACUUCCUCUGGACUUCCACAACACUGAGAUCCUGACUGAUGUUACAGAGUCCACCUCAGUGGAUGUGCUGCUGACAAACCUCAUCAGGGGGAAACUGCUUCCCUCUGCUCGCCUCUGGAUAACCACACGACCUGCAGCAGCCAAUCAGAUCCCUCCUGAGUGUGUCGGCAUGGUGACAGAGGUCAGAGGGUUCACUGACCCACAGAAGGAGGAGUACUUCAGGAAGAGAUUCAGAGAUGAGGAGCAGGCCAGCACCAUCAUCUCCCACAUCAAGACAUCACGAAGCCUCCACAUUAUGUGCCACAUCCCAGUCUUCUGCUGGAUCACUGCUACAGUUCUGGAGGAUGUGUUGAAAAGCAGAGGGGGAGGAGAGCUGCCCAAGACUCUGACUGAGAUGUACAUCCACUUCCUGGUGGUUCAGUCCAAACUGAAGAACAUCAAGUAUGAUGGAGGAGCUGAGACAGAUCUACACUGGAAUAAAAAGACCAGGAAGAUGAUUGAGUCUCUGGGAAAACUGGCUUUUGAGCAGCUGCAGAAAGGCAACCUGAUCUUCUAUGAAUCAGACCUGACAGAGUGUGGCAUCGAUAUCAGAGCAGCCUCAGUGUACUCAGGAGUGUUCACACAGGUCUUUAAAGAGGAGAGAGGGCUGUACCAGGACAAGGUGUUCUGCUUCGUGCAUCUGAGCCUUCAGGAGUUUCUGGCUGCUCUUCAUGUCCAUCUGACAUUCAUCAAGUCUGGAGUCAAUCUGCUGGCAGAACAACAGACAACAUCCUGGUGGUCUGAAGCAUUUGGAGGCAAAUCAACACGUUUCUACGAGAGAGCUGUGGACGAGGCCUUAAAGAGUCCAAAUGGACACCUGGACUUGUUCCUCCGCUUCCUCCUGGGUCUUUCACUGCAGACCAAUCAGACUCUCCUACGAGGCCUGCUGACUCAGACAGGAAGUAGGUCAGAGACCAAUCAGAAAACAGUCAAAUACAUCAAGAAGAAGAUCAGUGAGGAUGUGUCUGCAGAGAGAAGCAUCAAUCUGUUCCACUGUCUGAAUGAACUGAAUGAUCAUUCUCUAGUGGAGGAGAUCCAACAGUACCUGAGAUCAGGAAGUCUCUCCACAGAUAAACUGUCUCCUGCUCAGUGGUCAGCUCUGGUCUUCAUCUUACUGUCAUCAGAAAAAGAUCUGGACGUGUUUGACCUGAAGAAAUACUCUGCUUCAGAGGAGGCUCUUCUGAGGCUGCUGCCAGUGGCCAAAGCCUCCAACAAAGCUCUGUUGAGUGGCUGUAACCUCUCAGAGAGAAGCUGUGCAGCUCUGUCCUCAGUUCUCAGCUCCCAGUCCUCUAGUCUGAGAGAUCUGGACCUGAGUAACAACAACCUGCACGACUCAGGAGUGAAGAAGCUGUCUGCUGGACUGGAGAGUCCACACUGUAGACUGGAAACUUUCAGGUUGAGUGGCUGUAACCUCUCAGAGAGAAGCUGUGCAGCUCUGUCCUCAGUUCUCAGCUCCCAGUCCUCUAGUCUGAGAGAUCUGGACCUGAGUCACAACGAGCUGCAGGAUUCAGGAGUGAAGCAGCUUUCUGCUGGACUGGAGAGUCCACACUGUGGACUGGAAACACUCAGGUCUUGUAUGUCCAAAGCUUUCAGUCACAUCUCAUGGUCUUCCUCAGUGAUGGAGUGUCUCAGUUGUCAUGGAGAUGGUUUAAGUUUGAAUGGUUUCAGUAAAGUAGUUAAUAAAUCAACAGAUGAUAAACUGCAGCUGUAUUGUGUCUCGUUCUCUCCAUCAGAUGCCUGUGAACUGGAACUGGAUCCAAACACAAUGAACACAAACCUCAAACUGUCUGACAACAACAGGAAGGUGACAUAUGUGGAGGAUCAGUCAUAUCCUGAUCAUCCAGACAGAUUUGACUACUAUCCUCAGCUGCUGUGUAGAAAUGAUCUGACUGGUCGCUGUUACUGGGAGGUCAAGUGGACAGGAGAAGUUAAUAUAUCAGUGAGUUACAGAAGAAUCAGCAGGAAAGGAAACAGUGAUGACUGUUGGUUUGGAUAUAAUGAUCAGUCCUGGAGUCUGAGAUGCUCUGAUGGUGGUCGUUACUCUGUCUGGCACAAUAUGAAAGAAACAUCCAUCUCCUCCUCCUUCUCCCUGUCCUUUUCCUCUAACAGAGCAGCAGUGUAUGUGGACUGUCCUGCUGGCACUCUGUCCUUCUACAUAGUCUCCUCUGACAAACUGAUCCACAUCCACACCUUCAACACCACAUUCACUCAACCUCUGUGGGAGGACCUGUUGUACUCUUCCUAUGGGCCACGAUGUACGGGGAAGAUUCAAGUCUACAACCAUGACAAUGGCAUCCACAGUGAGAUUGGGUUUAUCCUCUUUCCAUAUUUGUCGCUGCUGAAGGGUUGGAAGGUAACAUUUCAGAAAACUGGUCUAGAAAUUAUCCGCAAGUACCUGACUGUGGCGCCAUCUUCUGGUUCUCAGGAGGUCAGGACAGACAUACAUGACCUGAGGAAGGGAUGCCUCCAGCCGCCUCAUGAGGAGAAGAUUGGGAGUGACAGGAUCAGGCUCGACUCAACAGCUGGGAUGGAGGCCGUCGGUGAAGGCGGACACCUUUGGAGCCGACGACGGAGACAGAACUUCAGGCCGGACCUCUCCGGAGGCCGUCGGCUGGCAAAGGACGCCCAGACCACCUGUCCACACAUUGGGCCGAAGAGGACUAGGGAGCUGGACCACCAGGAGCCCAGGUGCCAAGCAUGGCUGCUCGUCAGCAGGAGUAGAGCCCAAGGCCGGGGGUUGCUGCUCGUCAGCAGCGAUAGAAGUAAAGGGGUUGCAGCUGCACGCCAGCAGGAACAGGAGCAAGGGGUUGCUCCACGCCAGCAGGAACAGGAGCAAAGGGUUGCUGCACACCAGCAGGAACAGGAGGUAGGGGUUGCUGCACGGCAGCAGGAACAGGAGCUAGGGGUUGCUGCACGCCAGCAGGAACAGGAGCAAGGAGUGGUUGCACGCCAGCCGGAACAAGAGAUGACUGCACGCCAGCAACAGGAGCAAGGAGUUGCUGCAUGCCAGCAGCAACAGGAGGUUGCUGCACGCCAGUAG